This is a messenger RNA of Talaromyces stipitatus ATCC 10500, 1215 nucleotides long. RefSeq lists its product as uncharacterized. The record is from RefSeq and is a predicted model, not a curated record. The transcript has 2 exons. NCBI's taxonomy places the organism in Eukaryota, Fungi, Ascomycota, Eurotiomycetes, Eurotiales, Trichocomaceae. The coding region runs from base 1 to 1215 and encodes 404 amino acids.
AUGGCGCGUAAAGGCCCUGGUACAGAUGGCCCUCUACAGACAGUCCUUCUGGAAUCCACGUCUACAGCCACAACAAGAGCUUCUGAAGGACAGAAGAUCUUCAGCCCCAUAGCUGUAUUCCUUGAUAAACACCGCAGCCAAACCACCGGCCUUGCUCCUCACCUACUGAGAGCCCUCACCGCUCUAAGUGAUGACCUCGCCUUGGUAGCUCAACAACAUUUCAACGCUUAUAUCAGCGGUAUCUUGACGACCUUCAUUCUACCUGCCCUGUCCCCUACCCCUUCCUCUUCCCCCACCCUAAAUCCCUUACCCCCUUCACCCCCUCCCUCACGUCCCCCCUCAGGUCUUAACCAGUCAACUUAUGCGACUAUUACCCAACAUGCCCUGGUCAAAUCAACUCCCACCACUCACCCUAAAGUCUCCAUCAAAAAGCCUAUGCCUCUGGUGAAACAACCCUUUCCUGACAUCUGGCUCUUCGUACGCCUCCCAGCUGACCAUGCAGCCAGAAAAAUGGAAGCCUACGCUAUCUACUCUAGCCUACGAUCUCAACUAAACUUAAAUAGUGCAGCACUAAAAGAAGUCCAAGCUACAAAGACUGGCUUUGCACUAUGCCCCUCAUCUCCAGAAGCCCUCCUAGCCCUUGAGGCCCAAAAAGAGACUAUCUCUGCAUUCUUUGUUAACUGCCAGAUAGAACGCAGCUCCCGAUGGGUCUCGUACCGAGUCACCAACGUGCCAAGGAAAAUUGGCCAAAUCUUGGAUGGUCAAUACUCUCUAAUCCCUGUCAAUCCUACACUACUAUCCUUAGAAAUUAGCGAAACUACAGGGCUCAAGCCUAUAUCUAUUAGCGAGACCACUACGAGCGCUGCCAACCCUGAUACUCUCUCCUCAAGCUGCUACGUCUUUUUGGCACUAUCACCAAUGCUCGUCACCUCUCUAAGAAAACAACAGUUAUUCAAUGCACACGAUGCUGGAAAUGGCAUAAUGCACGAUCCUGUGCACGCCCCUCUCAAUGCCGACUAUGCGGCUCCUCAGAGCAUACUGAAGAGGGCCAUGUCAACCGCUGCACAGCCCUGGAGCCUCAUCAGUGCCCUCCCAGAUGCAUACACUGCCAUGGACCACAUCCUGCUGAUUUCCCAGAAUGCCUUCUGCGCCCCAAAGGCAAUACUAAACAUACUAAAGCUCAACAAACAGAGAUCCGCAAAUCCUGCGCCAUAA